AUGGCCACUAAACGUGCAUUAUGCGAAAUACCAUCAUCUAUGGCGCAAGCGCAGAAGCGCCACCGCACCCCACCACCAUCUCAUGGCGAAGACAACGAGCAUGUUUUUGAAACGGCCGAUCCAAUCCUGGAGAACAUUAGCACAGAGCUGGCUCUGGUCCGAAACAUCAUAGCAUCUCUCAACCUGCUGGUUGAAGCGGAGAAGACGAAUUUGAGAGAAGUGGCAAUGACCAUUACCGACCUUCAAGUUCAUGUCGCCAAGCAUGAACGCAUUGAACGGGACUAUGGUUGGGAGGAAAAGCUGAAAGCGCAAAAGGCUGAGUACGACUGUAAAGUGCAAGAUCUUCGAGAGUCGCACUAUUCGAAGCAGGACCUGAAAGAUCAGCAAUGUAAAGCCAAAAUCGAACAACUGAAGAACAAGCACGAAUAUGCUCUCAUCUCCAAAGAACAAAGCUGGACGGAGAAGAACGAAGCCGUCAAGAAGGCUACGACUGCCUCGCUCGCCGAGAAGGAGCAAAUCUACAGGGACAAGCUGGAGAGCUUCAAAGACAAGACCAAUCAAUCCCAGGUGGCCAAAGGUGACAACUGGAGAAAGCAGUUGAAUGAGCUACGGGCAAGUCACAAGGAGCAGCUGACCAAACUUCGUGCCAAUCUGAGAUGGUGGAGGCUGCUCAGAAGGUCGUCGAGUUGA
This is a messenger RNA of Recurvomyces mirabilis, 690 nucleotides long. RefSeq lists its product as uncharacterized. The transcript has 2 exons. The record is from RefSeq and is a predicted model, not a curated record. Bases 1 to 690 code for a protein of 229 amino acids. NCBI's taxonomy places the organism in Eukaryota, Fungi, Ascomycota, Dothideomycetes, Mycosphaerellales, Teratosphaeriaceae.